AUGUCCUUUGUGCCUAGAAGGAUAUUUCCUGGAUUUAACAUCACUUUGGCAAACUUCAAGGGCCAUCAUCAGAAGGCCUUGACGAAGUUUGGCCACUUGGCCCCGCAAAUUGACUAUAUUCUUGAAGUCAGGGAUAGUAGGGCCCCUAUUGCAACCACAAAUGUGUUGCUUGAGAGAGUACUAGCCAGAAAGCCCAAAGUGGUUUUGUACAGUAAAAAGGAUUUGUCAGUACUAAGCACUCCGUUGCUAGAAAAAUGGCACAACAAGCACAAUGAGGAGUAUAUGGUUAUAGACGCUAGAAGUAAGCAGGAUGCUAAACGAAUUAUUGAUAGAAUGACCAAAGAGUACAAUAAGAUGAACCCACCCCCACCGUUGGGAAUGAGGCUCAUGAUCGUGGGAAUGCCUAACGUAGGUAAGUCUACAUUGGUUAAUACUCUAAGAGAAGUUGGAUAUAAUUACCACUUAACCGAUACCAUUUCUACCAAAAGACGUAAGGUUGCAAAGACUGGUGGACAACCAGGAGUCACGAGAAACACCAGUGAAAUCAUCAAAAUCAGCCAGUGGCCCGAGAUUUCUGUGCAUGAUACUCCCGGGGUAUUUCUUCCAACUGUAAAGAACAGUGAGACGAUGUUGUCGUUGGCGUUGGUGGGGUGUGUAAAUUCGUCGUUUGUGGAUCCGGUGAUUCAGGCUGAUUAUUUGUUGUAUUUGUUGAACCUACAGGACGAGCCUGGUGCUCGUUAUAGUGAGUACAUGGAUCAUCCCACGAACUCAGUAGAUGAGUUGUUGUUCAAUAUCGCCAAAACCAGAAACAAAUUGAAGAAAGAUGAUUCUUACGAUGAGCUUGGAAUGGCGAAUCAUUGGUUGAAUCUUUGGAGACAAGCCAAGGGCAAGCAGUACAGAGGUCUAUUUGAGUUGGAGACGAUUAUAGAGGUGGGUGGAAAACAGGUGAGGUCGAUGUUUGAAGAAGAAAAGGAAAGGGUUCGUUCUAUGAAUGUGCACCAGAAGAUUGUUGAUAGUUUGGGAGAAGAUGGAACGGGGAUGUCUAAAAAGAGAAGUAGAACUGCCAAAGAUAGAGAGUUUGAUAUCAGAAAUCGGUUGUUCAAGUUAUAA
This is a messenger RNA of Yamadazyma tenuis ATCC 10573, 1110 nucleotides long. It is a transcript of the gene MTG1, whose product is annotated as putative GTPase. Lineage: Eukaryota; Fungi; Ascomycota; Pichiomycetes; Serinales; Debaryomycetaceae. Gene Ontology annotation, biological process: mitochondrial translation. Gene Ontology annotation, cellular component: mitochondrion. Gene Ontology annotation, molecular function: GTP binding; GTPase activity. The record is from RefSeq and is a predicted model, not a curated record.